UCGACUAACAGUGGGGGACAGGAAGUGAAUACUGUGAGAAGCUUAAAAAUCCCUAAUCUCCAUUUAUUUUAUCAGCUCGCCUUGUGGGUUCAGCGAUCCGACUUCGUUGUGAUGGCCGAAGAAUCAGGAAUGUUUACAGUACAACAAACCGUAGGUACUGUUUUAUGCUGCAAAUGUGGCAUCUUAAUCCCCCCGAAUGCUGCCAAUAUGUGCGUCAACUGUCUUCGUUCUGAAGUAGACAUAACAGAAGGACUACAAAAGCAUGUUAUCAUCAUUCACUGCGCAGAAUGCGAUCGCUACUUGCAGCCACCAAGAACUUGGAUCAAAGCCCAGUUUGAAUCUAAACAACUCUUAACUUUCUGCGUCAAAAGAAUAAAGAAUCUGAAUAAAGUAAGAUUAGUUCACUCAGAAUUCAUCUGGACCGAACCUCACUCCAAGAGACUUAAAGUCAAACUCAAGGUUCAAAAAGAAGUUCUCAACGGUGCGGUAAUCGAGCAAGCGUGUAUGGUCGAGUAUGUGGUCCAAGAUCAGAUGUGUGAGUCGUGUUCUCGGGUUCAAACCAACCCGGAUCAAUGGGUGGCUGCGGUCCAGCUAAGACAACACGUUUCUCACAGACGAACUUUCUUUUAUUUAGAGCAACUUAUUCUCAAACAUAAUGCAGCUGUCAGAGCUAUCAGAAUUAAACAAACAGAUCACGGGCUUGAUUUCUUUUUUGCUAACCGUAUUCACGCGGUCAAGUUCAUAGAGUUUAUUCAGAAAGUUGUCCCGAUUAAGAGCCGCCAUGAUAAGCAACUUGUGUCCCACGAUAUUAAAAGCAAUAACUACAACUACAAGUUCACUUUUUCUGUCGAAAUUUGCCCGAUUUGCCGUGAGGAUCUUGUUUGUCUCCCUCCGAAGCUUGCAGCUAGUCUUGGAAACCUCGGGCCGCUCGUCGUUUGUACGAAAAUCAGCAACAAUAUUGCUUUACUUGAUCCGUUAACUCUGAGGCAUUGUUUUCUUGACGCCGAGCAAUACUGGAGGGCACCAUUUACUUCACUUCUUUCGUCUAAAAAGCUUGUGGAAUAUGUAGUGCUGGAUGUCGAUCCGAUCCCUUCUGAAGUCAAUAUUGGCGGGUCAAAGUAUGUGAUGGCUGACGCACAGGUGGCGCGAGUUUCUGAUUUUGGGAAGAACGAUACCAUGUUCUUUGUAAGGACUCAUUUAGGACAUCUUUUAAACGCUGGUGAUUAUGCUCUUGGUUAUGAUUUAAAUGCUGCUAACAAUAACGACAUGGAAAUCGACAAGUAUAAAAGUCUUGUGAUCCCGGAAGUUAUUUUAGUUAAGAAAAGUUACGAAGAAAUGAGGCAGAAGACGCGCGGAAAGCCUCGUUCUUGGGUGAUUAAAUCGAUUGUCAAGGAGGUUGAUGUGAGUGAAACUCGGGGUAGAGUAGAUGAAGAAAAGAUGAUCGACGAAUAUGAACAGUUCUUGAGGGAUAUUGAAGAGUACCCGGAUAUGAGAUUUAAUAUUUCGUUGUACCGAAACAAAGAGUAUCAGGCGUCAGAAAUGGCUGAUGUGACUGAUGGUGAAGAGGCGCCUUCUGUGCCGUUAGAGGAACUACUUGAUGAUCUUAAAAUAAGUAAUGAAGAUGUUGUUGAUGACGAUGGUGAUGAUGAUGAUGAUGAUGAUGUUGAUGAAGGGGUAUGAUGGAGUAAUUUCAUUUGGUAUGAAACCUGCUGCUUCUUUUGAGUGUUCUGAUAUUGGAUGUUGAUUUGCUUUUUAGUGUGAAAAUUUAUAUGUUUUCGCCAGUUUUGAGAUCAUGUUUAGAUUUUAAUCCAAGAGUAAAGGUUCUGUUUUCUACUUUUA
Molecule: messenger RNA, 1839 nt
Organism: Helianthus annuus (common sunflower)
Lineage: Eukaryota; Viridiplantae; Streptophyta; Magnoliopsida; Asterales; Asteraceae
Product: 60S ribosomal export protein NMD3-like
Exons: 2
Coding region: 112-1680 (522 amino acids)
Biological process (GO): ribosomal large subunit export from nucleus
Cellular component (GO): nucleus; cytoplasm
Molecular function (GO): ribosomal large subunit binding
Source: RefSeq, a predicted model, not a curated record